AUGACGGACAUCACGCCGGACUUCAAUGUCUGCUUGAAAGGCCUCGAUGUUCCGCCAGUGCUGCGCGUCGAGCACGACAUCACCAAAAUCAACAGCUUCCUGCAAGAAGCAUACAGCAUCAACGCGCGCAUCUCCGACCUCACCCGAGAACUCCGCUCCAUCCGCACAGCCUACGUCUCCACCGCCCCUCCAGCGCGAAGAAGACAAGCUCCAAACGCCAGCAACACCGCGCGCCCCCUCACGAACCCCGAGCGCGAAGCCAUCGACGCCCAAUCGAAGCAACUCCUCCGCCAGUUGAACGCGGCAAUCACAAACCUCAAACAAGUGGAAGAUGUGCGAAAGCAGACGGCCGACUCUGUCGCGCUGUCCAAGCGCGCAAAAGGGGGCUUGGGGGCGUUGGGGAGAUGGGCGGCGGGAGGUGCAGUGACCGCCAAAUCGCCUGAUGAGGAGCUGGAUGAGGCCGGGAGGAAGACGGUGGCGGCUGUGCGGGAAAGCAUUAUUCUGUUUCUGCAGCAGAAGCUGGAGGAGGCGGGCAGGGUGCAGAGUGAGAUGAUGGAGGUCCGGCUGAAUCGCGAGGUGGAGAAGAGCAAGUCUACGCUGUAUAAAGCCGGGGGCACACUACCAGGGGGCAUACCGUACGCCAACGACGACGGAGCCGUAAACGGCAUCCCAUCCUCAUCACCAACAUCGCGCAACCGAAAAUCCGCACACGGCCUUCCACCCAACGACCACGCAGCCACAAACCCCCAAGACCCCCAACUCACUCCCGACCAACUCCAACUCUUCGAAAGCGAAAACGCGGACCUGCUGCGCCAGUACGAAGACCAGCUGGACCAGGUGCGGCAGGCGGAGAAGAGCAUCCUCGACAUCUCCGAGCUGCACUCCACCCUGCACGCCAACCUACAGCAGCAGAGCGAGCACAUUGAGCAGCUGGUCAUGGACUCGUACCUCACGACGGAGAAUCUGGGCAAGGGGAACCGCGAGCUGAAGACGGCGAGUGAGCGCAAGAGCACGGCGCAGGCGGUCUUUUGGGGCACCGUGGGCUUUUGUGGGUUUCUUGUGGUGUGGGAUAUGAUUUUUUGA
Neohortaea acidophila is the source of this 1083-nucleotide messenger RNA. RefSeq lists its product as uncharacterized. Gene Ontology annotation, biological process: retrograde vesicle-mediated transport, Golgi to endoplasmic reticulum. Gene Ontology annotation, cellular component: endoplasmic reticulum; SNARE complex. The record is from RefSeq and is a predicted model, not a curated record. Bases 1 to 1083 code for a protein of 360 amino acids. Lineage: Eukaryota; Fungi; Ascomycota; Dothideomycetes; Mycosphaerellales; Teratosphaeriaceae. The transcript is spliced from 2 exons.